UUCAGAUUACGAAAGUAGCUAGCACCAAUUCAAUAUUCGAUUUUUCAACCCUUGCCUAGCUUCUUAUCCUUAAAUCUACCUAAAGUUCUGCACGAUCGUAUAUUUUAAGUUGAUGGCGAUAACUUUAAUUUCGCAAUGCACAGUGGAAUGCAAUCAAAAAAUAUAUUUACUGACUUUUUACAAAUAGAGAUAAAAGAUUAGUAGCUGGCGUCAGCACUGCGAUAUGAAACAUUAAAACCUAUUCAAUACUUGCAGAAAGUUUGUUAGAAUUGACAUAUUUUCGGGUGGCAUUGCUUUUAACAGAAACAAGCGUUCCUUUUUUUAAACGCAUUCCUCAAUGUUUCUUAGUUUUUGUUUCAAGGCGUACCACUUGAAGUAGUUCGAUUGCGCAAGGCUUAUGAGAAAUUUUUCAGGUCGCCCUUAAACAAUUUCAGUAAGGUUCGCCUUUAAAUGUUUACAUCCUGGUGCAGACUUUGGUCGAUAGAACAGGACGGUUAAUGGCUGCAACUCCGAGUUUCAAGUUUUAACGCGAUCAUCAGACAUUUGCCUGUGCGGCAUCGAGCUCUCCUUCAUCGCCUUUGCAUAUGACAGACCGGGAAAACAAUUAUUUUCUCCCUAAACAGUAAUGUAACUUGAACUAAGCAAGGGUGAAAGCACACACUUAAGUUUUUAUUAAUGCCUGCUUUCAAAUCGCUUGUUCAAGGCAUUACGAUAAUUCCAAUGAUAAAGGUAAUAUUUAAUAGAUUCGGUCUUUUAAACCACACAAUUUUAUGUACAGCAAUCGAUCCCUUUUAUGUGCUGAAAAGAUUUCGCCUUACACCUAAAGCUUCUUUGUUUGGGCUUCAAAAAACAGAUAAAUAACUUUAAAAUUCAAUUUUGAUAAAUGAGGAAAAGUACUGCAGGAGCCAAGCCAAGGCUUAGGGUUUUGAGGGUUUUGCCAAAGACGAUUGAUACUAUUAGGGUGACGUCGGCGAAACUUCAAAAACUUUCGAAAUAUCCUUCUAGACUGAAUAUCUCUGUGCAAAGGGACCUUUUCCGGCCCCCAUGAGGCGCCCCCAAAAAUUACCAAAUCUAAAUAAAGUGGCCUUCGAUUUAAAGUUAGGGGAUUCCUGUAUUUUUUCGCCGUCAAAUUUGAUGUAACCAGCUGCCUUCGUUUCAUUAGAUCCUCCACGUUUUCGUGCCUCUAUCAUCGCUGUAUAGCUAGCUAUUUUGGGAUAUGACUAAGCCUUUGGAUACUGUUUUGAAUAUACGAAGAGCGAGAGCAUGAAUAACUUACGUCAUGGUGCCGCGCUAUUUUCGCAAGCGUCUUGGUAACAAUUGCAUUCACGUGUUAAUUUUAGACCGCCAGUUUCCCAGUAACAACAGUACCUGAGUCGACGUGCAACAACAACGUUUUAGUCGGCUAUACGUCAUGCUUUGUGAAAGCCCCCUGAUCUAUGUGAAAGAUUAUUUUGGUCAGAAGAAUAUUUCUCAUCAUUUUUCAUAUUGAAACACCUGCAGCUUGAAAAUAAACCUCCGUCAUAUUUGACCGGUCUCCUUUUUUCGGGUAAUUUGCAGUGUUUUCCGGGGGCCGCAUAAAAGUUCUUAUUCAGAGGGAAGUGGGCUCUGACUACUGUGAAGUUCAUCUUUGACGGGGGUCUCAUUGGUGUUGUUUAAUACCGCAUAAGAUUUAUGACGAAUAAAAAAGACACUUGAAACAGCAUCAUAAAAGUUUACGGUGGCAUGCAGACAAUGCUAAUGGACUCUUACUCGCGUAAAAAUUCAACAAAGUAUUGAUCAAUUAGAAUUUCAUUGAACAAGCUACACCUGCGGAAUAUCUGAAAAGCAUAUCUGAGACGGGAAAAUGAGUCGGUGACGAUACUCAAAAACUUACAUCGAUAAUCGAUCAUUUUUGGAAAAAUUUGUCGUUUCGUUAAACAGUUUUUGCACAUCUUGUGGAUCAUUUUGUUAUCAUCUCGUGUGAUGGCCUUUUAUCUGAACAGAAACUUCAAAGCUAGCGGUAGUCAGUUACCAUGUCGCGACUAUGCUGGCAAUAUUGUCAAAAGCGGGCAAUCGCUCACUGUUGUGACAGCUGACAGCUGUUCCCAUUGCACCUGCGCAGGAGGCAAGACCAGUCGAUGCAUUAAUGUGAGGUGUAUUAAACCAAAAUGCGAAAAUUACAGAACUGUGCCAGGAAAAUGCUGCGAAUACACCUGUCCUGAUUCUUUGCCGAUUUCCGACACAAAACAGUUGGCGGUCAUACUAUCUUUAUCGAUUGCUUUUUUAAUAAUUGUCAUAUUAAUAAUUGUUGUGUGGCGGAGAACGAGAAAAUACAAAAGAUAUUCUGGCAAUGUGGAAACUGAAUGUGUACAAAAUGAACAAGAUACAAAUGACUCAAUACCAAAUAACCAAAGGCAGCAAGCAACGACGUCUACCAGCCAUGCACAAAGGACCGCAGUUAACAUGUCAUCUAUCGAACUACCCCCUUACGCACCCCCAAAGAAUGCAGACCCGGAGACUAUUACCCCUUGUGAACCGCCCCCUCCUUAUACACCACAAGGAGUUUCAUUUGUAUGACGAAUUCCGGAAGCUUGCUAAUGUUAUUAGAAUUGAAUAGAUCAGAAUCAUAGCAAGCAAAAAGUUUCCGUUAAUGAAACGGUAGUUGGACGUGUAGGAGCAAUGAUUUUGCGUUGCUUAAAACGCAUGCAGAGGAAGGAUAUUCCACAAUUAUUUAUUGAUAAGUUGAUGGUAAACCAGAGGACGAACUGAAAGUAACAGCAAAGAUAUGGCCUGUGGUGUCUUGAUUUGUGUAUAGACUUCGGUUAAUGCUUCGUUUAUGACAGCUCACUGGGACCCUACACAAAAACUCACAAAAGUUAUUGCUAAUGGAACAUUUCAUCGUUGCAUGUCUCGCAUACACCAUGAUAAAAGCACACUGGAACUUUUUCUAAAGUUUAUCCUAAAGCUGACGCAAGCAUGUCUUAGAUUUUCAGUCACGUGUAAAGUAAAGACUAUGGGGAUUUCGGAAGAGAAAUCUAAAGCGUUGUUCGUGUAUCAUUAUGAUUUGUUUGUGAUUGGUAAAUGAUUGGUAAAUGAUUGGUGAUGAUUAGACUGUUUGUUCUCACCCCAGUGCACUUGCUCAGGACAAAGUUUGAUAAAAAGGAUGGAAUUACUUUGAUCAACGGAAUCAGUUUUGUGGAAUUCGUCUUUCAGUAAGAAAGUAGAAGUCAUAGUCAGAAGUAAAUGAAUGGAAAAACACUGCUUUCCUGCUCGAAUUACGUUUUUACAGUGACUCUGUUUAGAGCUCGUUUUUGUAUGGACACAAACUUGAAUUCUGCACUUUUGUUGCUGGAUUGAUAGAGUAGUUUUGUAUUGUAGCUGUGACGUCAUUAUCCCGUUUAAGCAUUGCAGAGAUAUCUAUGCAUUUUCCCUUAUUUAAACUCUCCUUGGUGAAUAAUUUUUCUUCCUCUGUAAACCAUGAAUUAGUGAAAUUAUCUUUAUAAACUACCAUAUUCUGUUUACUAUGGACGUCACACUUGCUACUACAUCUAUAUACUGCUAAAAUUUGACGUGAAUUUUGUCAUCUUUUGCACUUAAAAAACCUUGAUGUGUCCCAGAAUCUGACGCAUUCGAAAUUUGGUCACAAUGUGAUUGUUUCUGCUAAUGAAAUUAUCUUCCCACGAAGAUAUCUUUGAUUUUACUUGACUAUUGGAUUAAGUUAUCAUAUACGUAGAAACAAUAACAAGAUUGUUAACAUCUAUAUUGACGAUGUAUGUAGCUAACAUUUGUAUAUAAAUUCUCAUAAAACAAUAGGCUCUAAUCUAAAUGGUGCUACCAUUCGUUUGCAAGCAGUUUUUAUUUGAAGUUUUCUGCUAGGUAAGAAGAGGUCUUUAGAUUAUUUCUGCUUUUCAACGAACCCUUUUAUCUCGAAAUAAGAGAUGUCAGGUUGUCAGCAUUCAAGAUGCACAUUACAAAACCCUAUUGCUUGCAGUUGGUAGAAUUUCAAAUUUCCCUUGGAGCCAAUGUUGAUUCAGUGAAUUUUUUUAAAAAUAUAUAUUAACGCAGAUGAGAAUAUUGUCUAAGUUGGUAUACCAGUAGCAUAACUUGUUUAAUUGAAGUUCAGUUGAGUUAAUUAUCCAGCAUAUAAUUUGACUCUUAAUUUAUGUUAAUUUGCUCUGUAACGACAGAAGUAAGGAACUUGAACAGUCAAGUCUCAAAAAGAAGGAAAUCUAGAUGUUUUAUGCGUUGCUAAUCAACUUUUCAAAUUUCUUGCAAUCAGCCUUUGCGAACCAAGGAUACCCGUGGCUCAAAAGAAGGGAGAAAUGGCUGCUCCUAGUUCAGUUGUUGAGUUUCCAUGAUUUAUUUCUGUUUAUAGUUAGAGAAGUUUUUUCUUCCAAGCAACCUUAAACUCAAGCUCGCCAAUUUUGGCAAUCGAGAAUCGACUAUCUGCUAGAGUGGGUACCCUCUUUCAUGUACACUGCUUCGCUACCGUUGCUUUUCAGUAUCUGAAGCAAAAUCUUUACUAUCAAAGCAUUCCUAUUGUUGACUAUCUUCAGUCUUUUCAAACAGAAAAUUUAAAGCACCAAAACAAGUCCCGUGCAACUACCAUUCAUUUUGAAACUCAAUUCUUGAAUAUGACAAAGUCCUUAAAGCAUUUUGAGAUACGGCUUAAGCCCCAGAACUUUUAUAGGUGAAGAUUUAGCAUUAACUAUCGUUUAUAAUGCAUCCAUACAACAGUUUUCUCUUCAAUUUAGUAACUCUAAAUUAUCGUUACUUUCAUCGAUCUUGUUCCCAAUAUUAGGCAUAUCCUCAUGUAAUUUUUCACGCGUAGUUUAAUCUGUAGAAUAUUGCUAACUUUUUUGUCAAUGCAAAGAUCAAUCAAACAGAA
Molecule: messenger RNA, 4867 nt
Organism: Rhopilema esculentum
Lineage: Eukaryota; Metazoa; Cnidaria; Scyphozoa; Rhizostomeae; Rhizostomatidae
Cellular component (GO): membrane
Molecular function (GO): protein binding
Source: RefSeq, a predicted model, not a curated record